CUCUCUCCAAAAAUUCAUCAAAUUGAUCUAAAGUUUUUCCCUUUUUUUGUAUAAUCAUGGCGAAUCUGCAGAGCAAUUUCAACCAGAAGAUCGACUACGUAUUCAAGGUGGUUCUGAUCGGAGACUCGGCGGUCGGAAAAUCUCAGCUCUUGGCUCGUUUCGCUCGCAAUGAGUUCAAUUUGGAUUCCAAAGCCACAAUCGGCGUCGAAUUCCAGACCAAAACUCUUCUCAUCGAUCACAAAACCAUCAAAGCCCAGAUUUGGGAUACUGCUGGUCAAGAAAGAUACCGAGCAGUGACAAGCGCAUACUAUAGAGGUGCAGUGGGGGCGAUGCUAGUCUAUGACAUAACCAAGCGUCAGUCAUUCGACCAUGUCGCCCGGUGGUUAGAGGAAUUGCGGGGCCAUGCAGACAAAAACAUUGUCAUUAUGCUUGUGGGGAAUAAAUCUGACCUAGGGACUCUUCGAGCUGUACCCACCGAGGAUGCAAAAGAGUUUGCGCAAAGAGAGAACCUAUUUUUUAUGGAGACAUCAGCACUCGAGUCUACAAAUGUUGAGUCAGCAUUUCUUACGGUCCUCACAGAAAUUUAUCGAGUCAUUAGCAAGAAGGCCCUCAUUGCCAAUGAGGAACAGGAGGCCUUAGGCAGUUCAUCGCUUCUCAAGGGGACAAAGAUUGUUGUCCCUGGACAAGAACCAGAACCAGUUCGGAGCUCUAGUUGUUGCAAAUAUUCAUAGGAUUAUGAUUCUUAACCUACACUUUGACGGAUUGCAACUGUUUACUAUUUACUAUAUGAAAGUCAUCUUACACAGCUCCUUACGGACCAGGUAAAUCGGUCUAUCUUCUUGUAAGAAGCUUUUGUAGGCAGAUUGGUUUUGUAUGCGGACUCACAGAAAUGCAAUGAAUUUGACACGUACUUCUCAUAUUCAAUGCCAAUACCAUUCCAUCAUAUUGUUUUUCCGCAUUCUGGGGAUAGAAUGUUAUGGAUUGUUUAAGAUCAGAUACACACCUACACAGAAGAAACUGGAUAAACAAACCUUCUGAUCAGAAAAACGAGCAUAUCACAGUUUAAAAAGUGUGUGAAUUGAAUUCUAAUUUUCAAGGACAUGGUGGUCUUCUAUGAUUUGUUUAACCUAUUUAAGUACAUUUCUCUGCAUAAUGCACUAGAUUCAAGUACCAGUCAUUGCAGCUGAUUUCUUCUUUGUAUAGGAAAGGUCUAAUUGUGACUAUCAAAAUGAUUUUCUGUAACGAAUUUAUAGAAAUUGUUCCUCUUGG
Molecule: messenger RNA, 1269 nt
Organism: Morus notabilis
Lineage: Eukaryota; Viridiplantae; Streptophyta; Magnoliopsida; Rosales; Moraceae
Product: ras-related protein RGP1
Exons: 3
Coding region: 57-731 (224 amino acids)
Cellular component (GO): endosome
Molecular function (GO): GTP binding; GTPase activity
Source: RefSeq, a predicted model, not a curated record